Funneliformis geosporum is the source of this 539-nucleotide messenger RNA. Lineage: Eukaryota; Fungi; Glomeromycota; Glomeromycetes; Glomerales; Glomeraceae. The record is from the annotation of a GenBank genome assembly.
AUUCUUUCAAAACUGAUUCUGAAAAGAAACUUGAGGAGGAAAGAGCUAUUAUGGAAGCUAUUGUUCAACAAAAGCUUUUAGCAUCAGAUCGAGAACUCGUGAAAGGAAUUAUUUAUACUAAACUAAUAAAAAUGAUAUUAGCUGGAAGAGACAUGAAUGGAAUUACAUUUACAGGAUCUGAUAAAAUCUUGGCUUUUUCUCUAUCAUUGUUGAUGUUUGCUUUGAAAGAAGAAUAUAAAUUACCAUUAUUAAAAGAGAAGGUAAAAUAUGUGAAGCAGGAAGCGAAGAUUGUGUAUCUCUUAGAAUGUUUACAAAUGAUGCCACCACCUAUACUUAUUUUUGCAAAGAAUAAAAAUGAUGUGGACGAUAUUCAUGAAUAUCUAUUGGUAAAAGGAGUUGAGGCUGUAGCUAUCCACGGAGCAUUUAAAGAAUACAAAAAAAAUGUUUUGGUUGUUUCUGAUGUUGCUUCAAAAUGUUUAGAUUUUUUGGAUAUUCAAUAUGUUAUAAACUAUGAUAUGCUGAAGAAAUUGAAAAUUAUG